AUGUCGGUCUGCAAGGAAAAGCCCGACAUGUUGCCUCCUCUCGACGCCAUCGGUCUCGAGCCCGCAGACCAGACUCAUAACAUGUACCGCGGCGGCUCGGGCCGUCGCAGCUCUGCGGCGAUGCCACCACCCCAAAUGUCCCGCCAAGCUUCCGUCGGACUCGGCAUCGGCGGCUUCAGCAAGGGCGGCUCCGGCUUCGCCAUGGGCAACUUCUCCACACCUGGCAGUAAGCUGUCCAGCCAAGAGCGUUUCGAGCAGUCGCGCUCAGUGUCUGCCACCGCUCGGUUCCCAGGGUCGGCGCCGAUGACCCGCACCCCCAGCCAGGGCGGGUCAAGUUCGGGGCGCACGCGAAGCAAGAAGGGCACGCGUCGGGACGAUGGCAAGAUGCAGACGCCGACGAACGCGUUCGGGCCUGGCUUCCCCGUCAUCGGACCCAACGGGCAACCGCUCGAGCCCGUCGCGCCUCUGGAAAAGUCGGAGAACGCGUGGAAGCCGCAGAGCACGGCGAAGCGGCCGGCGCCCGUCAACCCCGAUUCGCCCGAGGUCGUGGAUCGGAAGGUCAAGGCGCUCCUCAACAAGCUCACGAUGGAGAAGUUCGACUCGAUCUCGGACCAGAUCAUCGAGUGGGCGAACCGGUCCGAGAAGGAGAAGGACGGCCGGACCUUGAUUCAGGUCAUUCGGCUCGUGUUCGAGAAGGCGACGGACGAGGCGGCGUGGUCCGAGAUGUACGCUCGCCUGUGUCGGAAGAUGAUGGAGCGGAUCAGUCCCAAGGUGCAGGACGAGAGCAUUCGCUCCGACGACAAGCCCAUCGCGGGUGGCCAGCUGUUCAGGAAGUACCUCCUCAACCGGUGUCAGGAGGAUUUCGAGCGCGGUUGGGCGGCGAAGGACGCUGCGGCUGCUGCUGCCGCCGCCAAGGCUGGCGACGACGAGGCGGCGAGGGCCGAGGCGGAGAAGGCGGCGGACGGCGAGACCGCUCUGUACUCCGACGAGUACUACGCGGCCCAGAAGGCGAAGCGCCGUGGCCUCGGUCUCGUCCAGUUCAUCGGCGAGCUGUUCAAGCUGCAGAUGCUGACGGAGCGUAUUAUGCACGAGUGCGUGAAGAAGUUGCUCGCAAACGUCGAUAACCCGGAAGAGGAGGAGAUCGAGAGUUUGUGCAAGCUCCUCACCACCGUCGGCAAGCAACUCGAUAGCCCCAAGGCGCGGUCGCACAUGGACAUUUACUUCGCCAGGAUGAAGGAGCUCGCGAAGAACCCGAAGGUGAACUCGCGUAUGCAGUUCAUGUUGCAGGAUCUCAUCGAGCUGCGUGAGCGCAACUGGAUUCCCCGAAACCAGAUGGCGACGCCGUCCACGAUUGCCCAAAUUCGUCAAAACGCGGCUCACGAGCAAUCGCAAGAUUAUUCGCGACUCAGCAUGUCCCGUGGUGGAUCUCGUCGUGGAGGCGAUCGUACGGACGUACCUCAGGUCGGACCGGACGGUUGGUCCGUUGCUGGCGGCGCGAGCUCCACUCGCCCGCCACCUAAGGCCGGCGACUUGUCGCAGUUCGGCAAGAUCAACAAGCCUGCGCAGCAGAUGACCUUCGGUCCCAGCAGCGUCUUUGCCGGCAAGGACAAGAAGCGCGAGUCCAUCUCCCGGACGAGCUCCACUUCCAACAUGUUCUCCAUGCUCAGUCAAAACCCGGAAGCCGCCGCCGAAGCCGCUGCUCCCAAAGCUGCCCGUGGUCCCAGCCGGAAGCAGAGCGUCGAUCUCAACGCGCCGACCGAUUCUUCUCAGGGUCGGAGGAAACUGCAACUGCUCCCUCGCUCCAAGCCUCUCGAAGACUCCGGCAGCACACCUGCGCAAUCCGAGCCUCCUUCCGAGGACGAGGAGGAGCCUGCUGCCAACGAGAUGUCCGAGGCGGACGCGAACAAGAAGAUCGACGAGGACGUCAAAGAGUUCUUUGGUAUUCGCAACAUCGACGAGGCUGAGGACUACUUCACCCGGUUACCAGCCCAGCACCACUUCCGCCUCGUCGACAAGCUCGUCACCAAGGCGAUCGAAUCCAAGGAGGCUGACGCUCAACUCGUUGGCGACCUGUUCAAGCGCGCCGCCGAGAAGAAGCUGUGCUCGUCCGAGACGUUCGAGGAGGGCUUCAUGCCAACCGCCGAGAUACUCGACGAUGUCGCGAUCGACGCUCCCAAGGCGUUCGAUCUUAUGGCCAUCAUGAUGAAGGGCUCCGGCAUGAGCUCAGAUCAAUGUGCACGACUCGCCGAGAAGUCCAUGGACAAGGACAAGUUGCUAGGUUUGCUGUCAUAG
Messenger RNA from Punctularia strigosozonata HHB-11173 SS5, 2292 nucleotides. Its product is annotated as ARM repeat-containing protein. Bases 1 to 2292 code for a protein of 763 amino acids. The record is from RefSeq and is a predicted model, not a curated record. Gene Ontology annotation, cellular component: eukaryotic translation initiation factor 4F complex. Lineage: Eukaryota; Fungi; Basidiomycota; Agaricomycetes; Corticiales; Punctulariaceae. The transcript is spliced from 3 exons. Gene Ontology annotation, molecular function: mRNA binding; protein binding; translation initiation factor activity.